Molecule: messenger RNA, 723 nt
Organism: Arxiozyma heterogenica
Lineage: Eukaryota; Fungi; Ascomycota; Saccharomycetes; Saccharomycetales; Saccharomycetaceae
Gene: CBC2
Product: nuclear cap-binding protein subunit CBC2
Exons: 1
Coding region: 1-723 (240 amino acids)
Biological process (GO): mRNA cis splicing, via spliceosome
Cellular component (GO): nuclear cap binding complex
Molecular function (GO): RNA cap binding
Source: RefSeq, a predicted model, not a curated record
AUGUCUCUUGCUGAAUUUGAUGAAUUGAAAUGGGACCAUUCCGUGAAGAGAUUGGAUACCCCAUCGCAUUAUCUGUUAAGGAAAGCAAGAAAAACACCUCGUGGGUUAGAAGAAUUAAGAAAAUCUAUCGAUAGUGCUACCAUAUACGUUGGUAAUUUAUCAUUUUAUACUUCAGAGGAACAAAUCUAUGAAUUAUUUAGCAAAUGUGGUACAAUCAAAAGAAUUAUUAUGGGUUUAGAUAGAUUUAAGUUUACACCAUGUGGAUUUUGUUUUGUCAUCUAUGAAACGGUUCAAGAAGCACGUAAUGCAUUGAAAUAUCUAAGUGGUACAAAAUUAGAUGAAAAAGUUUUAACUAUUGAUAUGGAUCCUGGUUUUGAAGACGGUAGACAAUUUGGUAGAGGUAAAAGUGGUGGUCAAGUGAGUGAUGAAAUGAGAUUUGAAUUUGAUGCAGCUAGAGGUGGAUUUGGUAUUCCAUUAGAAGAAAGAAUUAGUUGGGGACAAUAUCCACAACAAAGGUUUUCCCGUCCACAAAAUCAUCAUUUCAAUAACCGUCAUCGUCCAAUUCGUCGUCCUGUAGGUAGUAGAUUUAAGAAUAGGCAUAUAUCAAAUAAUGCUGAUUAUAAUAAUAAUAUGAAUCAAUAUGUUAGCAAUAAUAAUAUUGAUACACAAAACACUAUAACAACCACACAGGAGCAAGAAGAAGAUAACUAUAUUCCACAAUGA